Messenger RNA from Alosa sapidissima (American shad), 3986 nucleotides. RefSeq names its product Rho GTPase activating protein 22 (gene arhgap22a). Gene Ontology annotation, biological process: signal transduction; activation of GTPase activity. Bases 255 to 2375 code for a protein of 706 amino acids. Gene Ontology annotation, cellular component: focal adhesion. Lineage: Eukaryota; Metazoa; Chordata; Actinopteri; Clupeiformes; Clupeidae. The record is from RefSeq and is a predicted model, not a curated record. Gene Ontology annotation, molecular function: GTPase activator activity. The transcript has 11 exons.
CAGCCGCCUCUGCGUCCACUCUGCUGUCCAGUCUGAGUGUGAAUGAGACCGUACGUGUGUGUGACCCUACGUGUGUGUGUGUGUGUGUGUGAGAGAGAGACGGUGUGACUAAGCUAGCAGAGCAGACUUCCACGGUUGCCACAGCGUAUCCAUGGUGCCACACGGUUGCCACAGCGUAUCUAUGGUGUCGCCACGGCGCCAGGAGUGAGAGUUCCAGACAGUGUCUUUAAAACCCUGAAGAAAGGUCAGGGGUCAUGUUGCGCUCACAGACUCUGCCUGACCAACGGCGGAGAAUACACAGAGGUCAGAGGAUAGGGACCCUACCUGACCAACACAGAGCCCGCUCUAAGAGUAUGGUGAUGGGAGAUGUGUCCGGCGGUGGCCUGCGUGUGUGUUCUCCCUGUGGCCAGGAGGGGGCGCUAAAGGCUGGCUGGCUGAGGAAGCAGCGCAGCAUCAUGAAGAACUGGCAGCUGCGCUGGUUUGUGCUCCGAGCAGACGUGCUCUACUUCUACAAGGACCAGGAGGAGACCAAACCACAGGGAUGUAUCCGUCUCCAUGGCUGCCAGGUGAGGGAGCAGACGUCCAACCAUGAGGACGGAGGCCGGCACCUGUUUGAGAUCCUUCCAGGUGGAGGGGAUAAGGAGAGGUCUUCAGUGGGCAGUGAGUCGUUGCUGCUGAUGGCCGCCUCCCAGUCGGAGAUGGAAGAAUGGGUCCGGGCCCUGCAGAGGGCCAUCUGGGGCCCGCUAGGAGGAGGUGUGUUUGGCCGGCGUCUGGAGGAGACGAUGGAGUGUGAGCGCGUGAAGGGUGUGUGUGUGCGUCUGGCGCCCCUGCUGGUGGAGCAGUGUGUGUGUUUCAUCCGUGAGCGCGGCCUCAGCGAGGAGGGGCUCUUCAGGAUGCCCGGCCAGGCCAACCUGGUCAAGGAGCUGCAGGACGCCUUCGACCGCGGGGACAAGCCACAGUUCGAUAGUAACACAGAUGUGCACACGGUGGCGUCUCUACUGAAACUCUACCUGCGGGAGCUCCCUGAGCCAGUGAUUCCCUUCACUAAGUACCAGGACUUCAUCAGCUGCGCUCAACUACUGCUCAAGGACCAGGAGGCGGGCCUCCUAGAACUGGGGAAUCAGGUGAAGACUCUUCCUCAGGCCAACUACAACCUCCUCAAAUACAUAUGCAAGUUCCUGGAUGAGGUGCAGUCCUACUCAGAUGACAAUAAAAUGGGGGUGCAGAAUCUGGCCACUGUGUUUGGUCCAAACAUUCUGCGCUCCACGACCGACGACCCCGUCAGGAUGAUGGAGGGUACAUCCCAGGUCCAGCAGCUAAUGACAGUUUUGAUCAGUGCUCACACACAGCUGUUUGACGGAGCAGGUGUGUGUGAGGAGGGUGAGUUGUGUGGGGAGCAGGCAGGGACUCCCCAGCGCUGUGCGGUGGAGUGGGAGCCACACACACACACACCCGCACACACCCCGGAGGCCCAGACCUCACACACACCCACAAACACACACCCCCCAGAGCCCCCACGCGCUGAGAGCCCCAGCAGACAGCGCCCCCUGUCUGGGUGGAGGUGCUCCUUCAGGGGCGGCCGCAUCGGGGGGUCAGCUGUGGACGUGUCCACCACCAACUCCGGCGUCGGAGGAGGAGGAGGGGGAGGAGGAGGAGGGGGAGGAGGAGGAGGUGGCAGUUGGCUGAUGAACGGCCUGUCGUCGUUACGCAACCACCGCCGCACGUCGUCAGGGGAACGGGUGCGAGAGCCGUCCCACGCCGGACACCGCCUGUCCACCUACGACAACGUCAGCAUGCCCUCGUCCAGUCUGAGCGUGCCCAGUGUGAGCUCGGCCUCCGCCUGCGAGAUCGCACUACCAGACGGCGCCACCGGGGGCACCAGAGAGCCCAGCGCCUCCUCAAGCACCGCGGGUCAGCCAGACGUCCAAGACGAGAGUGUGUGUGUGAGUGGGAGGGCUACACCAGACCCAGUGUGUGUGAGCGGGAGGGCUACACCAGACCCAGUGUGUGUGAGCGGCAGUGUGUGCAAUGGUGAUGCUGAAGAGGCGGAGUCAAAGGCUAAGGCUGGCAGCCAAUCAGAGCAGAGUGAGGGAGCGCUGGUGAUGGAACUGAAGUCAGAACUCAAGAAGCAGAAGAUCUCUUAUGAAAAGAGGAUACGCAUGUUGGAGGAGUGUAACGCGUCCCUGCGCUUGCGAGUGGAGCGUCUGGAGGUGGAGCUUGACCAGGAGCAGAAGCGUCUGCGCAUGCUGGAGAUUAAGCUGCGCAACUCUGAGCGCGCUCAGAACGACGCCGACAAGAGGAACCACAUGCUGCAGACCGAGAUGGAGGAGUUCUUCUCCACGCUCGGAGAGCUCACUCAGCCGGGCAAAAUAUAACACACACACACACACACACACACACACACACACACACACACACACAUACACACACACACACACACACACACACACACACACACACACACACACACACAUAUAUACAUAAGACACAUACAGUACAAACACACACACACACACACACACACACACACCCUCAGGUCUAGCUUGCAGUGACUGAGAUUGACACAGACAUGAAUGUUGUUGAGAAUGUAACUUCAUCUCUGAUGUCACGGGUCAGCUGAUGCCCAUCCCCGCAUCAGACAUCCUUAUAUGGAGGAUGGAGGGCUGGACCAGUGAUGACUGACAGGUGAUGCAGUAUCCCUUAGCCCCACCCCCUUGGAGUAGCCUGACACACACACACACACACACACACACACAGACACACAGACACACACACACACACACAUAUGAGACCUGUAUGAAACCAUACACACACACACACAAACUUCCUCACACAGACACACACACACACACUCCCUCUCUCUCUCUCACUUGCACACACACACACACACAUGAGACCUAUAUGAAACCAAAGCAUGAUGACCCUCCCACAACCAUGAGUCCCCCCAAGGUGGGUUGCCAAUGGAAACAGCUCUCCUGGCCCUCCUGUUGUGCCUUUCUAGCUGAACCCUCAACUCUGACCCCGUUACCAUGGUUUCCUCUGACCUGCAGACCUCCAGCCAUGACAUGAUGAGACCGUGACCUCUAUGACCUCAGUGUUCUAAGGCUCCUCAUUGGCUGGUUGUGUGUGUUUUGUGUGUGUGUGAGUGUGUGUGUGUGUUCAAAACCCAGGAACCUCAGCCAGCCAUCUAGGCACGAGCAGCCUCCUAUUGUGUGUGUGAGUGUGUGUGUGUGCAUGUUAACUGGCUUAUAACUGGGUUACACACACACACACACACCUCAUGACUGACACAGGAUGGUCAUACGCAUACAUACUGAGAGGGCCCAAACAAUCCUGCCCUCUUCUGUGAUGUCACAAGGGACUUUGAUCUGAAACCAGGACUGAAAGUGAACAUCGUCCGAUGACCUCAAAGGAGCGUGGGCUGGUCAUCUAUGCCGUUUGUUCUUGUUAAAGGGGCGUGGGCUGGCUGAGAGCAGAAGUGGUGUGACAAGCACGGGAGGACUGGCACUACCAAGACUGUGAUGUCAGAGCAGCACACAAUUGUCGUGCGUGUGUGUGUGUCAAGCGAAACCUUUGAAGUCUUUAAACGGUCCCCUUUCUUUAGAAUGUGAAUGUGGCAGUAGAAUGUGAGUGGCCUUGUCGUAGUGAAUGUUGUGUGUUUCUGUCUGUGAGACAUCCGUGUCGUGACCAGACUGACCAGUGCAUCGCUACAGAAGACGACGUCUGUUUGUGCUUGAUCUCCAUGACGACUGAAGAUGUGAGCGUUCCCUCCGCCGCGCUCUCCGUUCCCCCAGGAGGUUGCUAGCGGUUACGCUUGUAUAUUAUUUAGAUGCAGAGUAAACAUGUAAACAAGUCACCAGGCCAGACGGAGGGUAAAGAGGUAAACAAGUAAACAAGUCUGUGCCGUGUGUCCUUUAGCAGAAGACAAUUAAAGUUUGAAAUUGAAAGUGGAAUUGAAAACAAUUAAACUUUGUAGCUUAAUCAGA